Syngnathus typhle (broad-nosed pipefish) is the source of this 3217-nucleotide messenger RNA. RefSeq names its product mitochondrial ribosome recycling factor (gene mrrf). The coding region runs from base 65 to 922 and encodes 285 amino acids. Gene Ontology annotation, biological process: translation. Gene Ontology annotation, molecular function: ribosomal large subunit binding. Lineage: Eukaryota; Metazoa; Chordata; Actinopteri; Syngnathiformes; Syngnathidae. The record is from RefSeq and is a predicted model, not a curated record. Gene Ontology annotation, cellular component: mitochondrion. The transcript is spliced from 8 exons.
UGUUAAUCUUUUAUGUUCGGAUUCACCGUGUUUCUUUUUAUUGUGUCUGAGUUUCUGACGUCUUAUGAGUCGAUCAAGAGGCGGGAAAUGUCUUCAACACGGCGACCUUCACACUUUUAAUAAACUUAACCUAUUUCUUAAAACACCAAUGGCUGUGAAUCAUUUGAGCCGACUGCGUCCGUUGCUGUGUCAGUCCGUGGCGCGACAUCUCAGAUGUGGCCCGGUGGUCCCCGCAAAGCUCAGCUCCCCGACUUUCUUCCCUGACGGUCUUUCCCGGCCCGCUGCGUGCGUCCGCCUCUAUGCCACCAAGAAAGCCAAAGCCAAGACAAAAGGACAAGCGGCCAAGGUGAAUAUUACCGCCGCUCUAGUGGAAGACAUCAUCAGUCUGGAAGAAGUGAAGGAAGACAUGGCGGCUGUCGUCAAUGCGCUGAAAGAUGACUUCACGCGCAACCUCAGCAUCAGAACGUCGCCCGGAGCCCUGGACCACAUUGUGGUGUCAACACCAGAUGGGAAGUUCCCUCUCAACCAGCUGGGCCAAGUCUCCAUGAAAUCCCCUCAGCUCAUUAUGAUCAAUAUGAGCAGCUACCCCGAGGCUACCUCGGCAGCAGCCCGUACCCUGAGAGAGAGUAGCAUGAACCUCAACCCUGAGGUGGACGGGACAAUCAUCAAGGUGCCUGUACCUAAAGUGACACGUGAGCACAGAGAAAACCUCGCCAAGACGGCCAAGCAGUUCAGCAACAAGGCCAAAGACUCUCUGAGGAGAGUGCGCUCAAACGCCGUGACGCAAGUGAAAAAAGCAAAGGAGGGACAAUCGGAGGACACCAUCCGACUCGUCGAGAAACAGAUUCAGCAGAUGGCCGACAAUAUCGCGGCAGACAUUGACAAACAGCUCGCGGCGAAGACCAAGGAGCUGCUCGGAUGAAUGUUAGCGCGGGUCCCGGAGAAGCCAGGUCGCCCAGCGUUUGCUGCCACUCAUCUGAUCUCAAUUACCAGGCAGCGCCGGGUCACAGCCUGCAUGGAUGCACACUGGAGAAGACAAGCAAGCAAGUGUGCCUUUCUCUUUUGCUUCCAAUUGACACAUUGCCACCCCGACGUGAACCUUACACCCCUUUACGUUUCCAUGACUGCAGCACACACGCUACACUUUAAGACGCUCUCAAACAGAGGGACCCCCCGGGCCGGCGGUAAUGAUUACACUUGUAAAUUUGCUGGGUCAGAAAUAACCCAAUUUCGGUCAAAAAUUCGACUGACCCCACUACUUGGGUCAAUUUGACCUGAUGAUGAAAUUUUUUUUCCACAAAUAACUCCUAUGGCGACACUGUAAACAAAUGCUGCUCAGCUAGCAGGCGCCAUAGCUUGCUAGUAGACACAUACUUUUGGCGGUAUGGUCAAACGCAUUUGACCUUGCCAAUAAGGAAGCAGCCCGAAGCGAACUAUUACUUUCCAAUUGACUAUUGCAUCACUUGGCAAUUAACCAGACCAGUUUAAGUGAGAAAGUCAUCAUGGGGUGAACUUUAACCCCGUGCCAUCAACCUGCUUAAUCACAAGUCUGACACAAUUUCUUGUUUACACUUUUACUGCGCCGAUUUUUUUAAAAUGCAUUUAAGUGGCACACAUUUAGCAAUUCCAACUAUUGAGCUGCGACAACUAUUUAAGUGACUCCUUUUGAAUGCAUUCAGUGGGUCAGUGGAAGAAGGAGACCAUCAGGUUGUUCUGUUCUAAAUACUGUAGAAGCGUGUGCAUGCCUUUUGGUGUAUGGUCCGUGUGCAUUUACAUCUCUACAUCAUCAUAGGAUAAUUGCUUCCUCAUGCUUCCCUUCUUCCCCUCGCCGCGAAUAUUAAUUACCAGAAGACGAAACCAAGCCCUUUGGUCUGCAAGGUUAAGGUCAAAAGAGGAAAUAGGGGGCCGCGUGUGUGUGUGACUGUGAAUGCAAAAAAAAAAAACCCUCACCAUACAAUUACAAAGCAGUAAAGUUUCACGGGAUAAACUUGUGAGCCAAUUAUUUUCAGAUAUACUAUAAAUAGUUUUUUUUAUUUAUUCAACUUUUUUUGUUUGUCUGAUGCCCUUAGGUGUUGAUUUUUAAAGCAACCUUGCUCCUUAAUCGUCCUUAUUCCUUAUUUUAUCCACUUUGGCAUAAUGAGCUGAUUCGUUUUUAUAUAUAUUUAUAUAUAUGGCAAUGACUUCGAAAUAAAGCUUGAUCUUGAUCCUUGAUAAACUGGAUUGUGUUACUGUGCUAAGACACAACUUUAAAUGCAUUAUAAAAAUAGUAAAGCGAUCGUUGAAUAAAACCUGCCCUAAACAAAUCAGUAUUUCUUAUUUUCCAAUUAGUGAACCUAAUUUAUUGGCACCAUAAUUGAAAAUAUGGACAACCAUACAGAGGGCGUGCUGACUUUGUGUGGGCAGGUAGAUGGCGCCAUCUAGUGACUUUUUGGACGUUUUAUAUAAACCCCAGGUAGGGGUCAGCAAUCGCUUAGAAAAAGAGCUACGUACUUGCGCUUGCACAAAAUACUUCAAUUAUAUGUCUAAAUUACAGCAAUUGAUGUUCAUUUAACCAUCCAUCUUUUCUCAAAAAUAAUCAUCAACAAUGAUUUGAAAAGGUUAGAAACAAUUUAUUUUUAUAAGUGUUUUUAUUUUCCUGUCAUAACGUUUACAUCAUUCCCAGGAAAUCAAAAUGAUCCAUUACUAGCGAGCUGGUUUUAGAACCAGCCCUUACACAAGUCUGAAUACAAUACUAAACAGAUGAUUACUUUCAGGUCCCAUGUCUUUAAGAGUGAAAUUAAAUCUUACAAAUGCACCAUUAUGAAUACGCCCUGGUGUACAGGAGCCAUAUUUAAAUAGUGUUACUAUAUUACCCUUACAAAGAUAACAUUGUCAAAGAGGUUGAGGCUGUAGAGGCCCUCUGUCGUCACAACGCUGGUGCUGGGAUUGAGAUUUCGCCCGUGAGCAUCCUCCCAGGCCACCGUAGACAUCGGUUAGCCCUUGGACUGGCAUCAUAAGACGAGCUCGCCUCUGGUUACCAACUUGGAAGUUUUUUUGUGACUGUUUCAUAAGGUACUGCAAUAAUGAGAUAAGGCACAUGAUCUAAUAUUGAAAAGCUUUCUCAACGAAAUGGUUGACACUACAAAAUGCCUGAAACAUCAUGCAGAAACAAUCACAUUCUUGCAAUGAUGUCAAAGUCAACAGGUAAGCAGAGCUGCAUUGAUUUUUGUCGAAGGCA